AUGGAGGAGCUGACAGAUGAUCCGUGCCCCAGUUUGCCAAAGCCAGUAAACCUCGCCAAAGCAGCUAACCACCUUCAGCAGCGAUUGAGACCAGCAGAUCCUGUAGACCUCGAGUUUGAAUUGCAGUCCGAGCACAUCCUUGAGAACUUUCUCUUAAGGUUAGGCAUUUGUAAAAGAAUUACCCUUGUAAAAAGUUCUUGCAAAUAUUUCAUUUGUCUUUCAUCAUCAAAUGUUUUUAUCACGCGUUUAUUGCACUAUUUAUUAUAUAUUUCAAGCAGCUACAUUAACACUCUGUUGUUUGAUUUUACAGGUACGUGGGCGUCGUCACCUUCUCUUCGCCAGCCAGCAACAGCUAGAGGUGUUGUGCAGGGCCAAGGCCUGGUACAUCGACGGUACCUUCAAACUUUGCCGAAAACUUUUCAGCCAGCUACUGACCAUCAAUGCGUUCGUG
Molecule: messenger RNA, 451 nt
Organism: Pocillopora meandrina
Lineage: Eukaryota; Metazoa; Cnidaria; Anthozoa; Scleractinia; Pocilloporidae
Source: the annotation of a GenBank genome assembly